AUGGAGUUGGUAGUAAAGAGACUAUCAAAAUCAUCUAGACAAGGUUCACAAGAGUUCAUAAAUGAAGUCAUUUUAAGGGCAAAGCUUCAACAUCGAAAUAUCAUGAGGCUUAUAGGGUUUUGCCUCGAUUCGGAUGAAAAAUUACUCAUCUAUGAAUACGUAUCCAACAAAAGCCUCGACUACUUUCUCUUCAAUCCAAACAAACAUGGGCAUGGAUCAAACCGAAGUAAACACCAAUCGAAUUGUCGGAACAUAAUUCCAACAUUGAAGUUUUUGCAAGAGUCAAUCUUUCAUUUACACUACCACUGGCGGAGAACUAUUGCAAAAAGAAGAUUAGAUGAAAACACCAUAGUUAAAUGUCGAAUCCUUCCUGAUAACACUGAGAGAUUGCGUGAUUUUGGCUUCGUGAUUUUGGCUUCAGUUCUCGUCACAGGAUGA
Molecule: messenger RNA, 438 nt
Organism: Lactuca virosa
Lineage: Eukaryota; Viridiplantae; Streptophyta; Magnoliopsida; Asterales; Asteraceae
Source: the annotation of a GenBank genome assembly